Phyllotreta striolata is the source of this 1524-nucleotide messenger RNA. Lineage: Eukaryota; Metazoa; Arthropoda; Insecta; Coleoptera; Chrysomelidae. The record is from the annotation of a GenBank genome assembly.
GCCGCCCGCGAAGAGCCCAGUAACUCUAAUCGCCGUACCACGAAAACCACCAUGAAGAGGUUCGCGUGUUUGUUAGUGCUCAGUGCACUCUGCUCAGCUGUAUACAGUCAAGAAAAUUUCAAAUGUCCGGACGAUUUCGGAUUCUACCCACACCACAUAUCCUGUGAUAAAUAUUGGAAAUGCGACAACAACGUUGCUGAAUUAAAGACUUGCGGCAACGGUUUAGCCUUCGACGCUAGCGAUUCCAAAUUCUUAACGGAAAACUGUGAUUACAUCCACAACGUCGAUUGUGGCGAUAGGAAUCAAUUAGAGCCUGCGAUAAGCACCUCUCACUGCGAGAGGCUGUACGGUAUCUUCGCUGAUGAGGCGAAAUGCGAUGUGUUCUGGAAUUGCUGGAACGGAGAAGCAUCCAGAUAUCAAUGUUCUCCUGGACUCGCCUACGACAGGGAUGCGCGCGUUUGCAUGUGGGCAGAUCAGGUUCCUGAGUGUAAAAGCGAAGAAGUUGCAGGAGGCUUCACUUGCCCCGCUGCUGGCGAAAUAGCCAACGCCGGGUCGUUCUCCAGGCACGCGCAUCCUGACGACUGCAGGAAGUACUACAUCUGCCUGGAAGGCCAGGCCAGAGAGUACGGUUGUCCCAUCGGUACCGUGUUCAAAAUUGGCGAUGCUGAUGGUACUGGCAACUGCGAGGAUCCCGAAGAUGUACCCGGAUGCGAAGACUACUACGGCGACUUGGACUUGAAGAGCAUCCGCAAGAGCGAACUGUUGGCGGGCCUGCAGGGCGGCGGUACGACGCGCAACGUUGCCACCCCGCAGAAAAAGCCGCGUCCGGGGGCGUCGUCGCCGGCGUCGCGUAACGCGCCCGAAUCGGCGGGCAACUAAUCGCCCCAUCGCCCGGGAAUCCCCGCAGACGGAAAGCGUCGAAUGGAACUUUUCUGUGUAGCCGGUUUUCCGUUCGCCGGCGAAUCCCGAGCGGCCUUUGCCAUUUCGGCCCUUCAUAAGGGUCGUACGCGUUAUCGAGGAAGUGGCGCGGGGUCGCUUCGGAUUCGUCGACUUUGUGGAAAACUGUAGAAAAUUUCCAUUUGGUUUUCUUUAAAUUAAUUCAAUUUCGUGACGCGAAUGAGAUGUUUUGCGGCCUUUGCGGGUGACCCGAAUUGGUGUGUUUGUUCCCUUUCAGUAUAGUACAGGUACUUGCAAUGUUACAUUAAUAACUUCAAUUUAAUGCCAUUUCCAUCUACCAACUUUUCUACAACAGCGACGAUAAACAAUUAUCAUUGGGUGACUAUUAAAGGUGACCCAUCCUAUUCCAUAAGAAAAGUGCAAAUAAGUUCCUUACGAUACAAAACAUACCAUUUCGGAUCAUCCUGUAAUUAUUUAAUUUUUAGUAAUAAUUUUUUUAACGAAUUUUGGGUCCAGAACAGAUCGUUCGGUGUUUGCUACUGUAUUCGCAGAAAAUUAUUAGAUGUGUUUCGUUGAACGGUACAAAAUUUUUUUAUAAACAUUCAAUAAAAAUCAUUUUUAAACGCC